Didymella exigua CBS 183.55 is the source of this 1170-nucleotide messenger RNA. RefSeq names its product 26S proteasome subunit P45. The transcript has 2 exons. The record is from RefSeq and is a predicted model, not a curated record. Gene Ontology annotation, biological process: proteasome-mediated ubiquitin-dependent protein catabolic process. The coding region runs from base 1 to 1170 and encodes 389 amino acids. Gene Ontology annotation, cellular component: proteasome regulatory particle, base subcomplex. Gene Ontology annotation, molecular function: proteasome-activating activity; ATP hydrolysis activity; ATP binding. Lineage: Eukaryota; Fungi; Ascomycota; Dothideomycetes; Pleosporales; Didymellaceae.
AUGGCGCUCGACACCUUCUUCCACAACAAGAUCGAGUCGAUGAAGCUCGAGAUCAUCCAAGGGCAGGCUAAGCUGCGUCGUCUGGAAGCUCAGCGAAACGACUACAACUCCAGAGUGCGGUUACUGCGGGAAGAGCUGGGCCUGCUCCAGCAGCCCGGGUCCUACGUCGGCGAGGUUGUCAAGGUCAUGGGCACGAAGAAGGUGCUUGUCAAGGUACAUCCCGAGGGCAAAUAUGUGGUUGACAUCGCCGACAACGUCGACAUCAGCAAACUCACAGCGGGCAAGCGCGUCACCCUCCUCAGCGACUCUUACAAGCUCGAAAAGCUCCUGCCGUCCUCGGUCGAUCCCCUCGUUUCGCUCAUGAUGGUCGAGAAGGUGCCAGACAGCACGUACGAUAUGAUUGGUGGCCUCGACCAGCAGAUCAAGGAGAUCAAGGAAGUCAUCGAGUUGGGUCUGCAGCAUCCCGAGCUGUUCGAGUCGCUGGGUAUCGCGCAGCCAAAGGGCGUCCUGCUGUACGGUCCUCCGGGUACGGGAAAGACACUGCUUGCGCGUGCGGUAGCGCAUCACGCUGACUGCAAGUUCAUCCGAGUCUCAGGAAGCGAGUUGGUGCAAAAGUACAUUGGUGAGGGUAGUCGAAUGGUCCGAGAACUCUUCAUCAUGGCCCGAGAGCACGCACCCAGCAUCAUCUUCAUGGACGAGAUCGACAGCAUUGGUUCAAGCCGUGUAGAAGGAAGCUCAGGCGGUGACUCUGAGGUGCAGCGCACCAUGUUGGAGUUGCUCAACCAGCUUGACGGUUUCGAGCCAACCAAGAACAUCAAGAUCAUCAUGGCAACCAACCGUCUGGACAUUCUCGACCCUGCCCUGCUGCGACCCGGACGUAUCGAUCGUAAGAUCGAAUUCCCCCCGCCAACUGUCGAGGCGCGUGCCGACAUUCUGCGUAUCCACUCGAGGAGCAUGAACCUGACCCGUGGUAUCAACCUCACCAAGAUUGCAGAGAAAAUGAACGGAUGCUCAGGUGCUGAGCUGAAGGGUGUCUGCACAGAGGCCGGUAUGUACGCACUCAGGGAGAGAAGAGUACACGUCACACAGGAGGACUUUGACCUGGCAACAGCCAAGGUCUUGAACAAGCACGACGACAAGGCUGUCAGUCUGGGCAAGCUGUGGAAGUAG